GGAUUGAACACAAACAAACCCUGAAAAGAGGAGAUGGGGAUAAAAGAGAAAGAGAAGGAAAAGGCGGAAGAAGAAGAUGUUAUUGAUAGGGAUCUGGAAAGGCUAAUAAUACCUGCUGAUCAUAUACCUCCUCCUACCACUACUAACAUCAACGGAGGAUCUGAAUUAUCCUCCGCUUCUUCUCAACAAGAGGCAUUUAUCAAACUCAUUCGCAGCUGGGCCACCAAAAAAUUUAUCACUGGAUGUGUCAUUUUGUUUCCAAUUGCUAUUACAUUCUACGCAACCUGGUGCUUUGUUCAUUUCGUCGAUGGAUUUUUCUCGCCUGUUUAUUCUCAUCUCGGCAUCAACACAAUUGGUCUUGGAUUUGUAACUUCGAUUGCUUUUAUCUUCUUGGUUGGAGUUUUUAUGUCAUCUUGGUUAGGAACAUCUCUUCUUGCAUUGGGAGAAUGGUUUAUAAAGAAGUUGCCUCUAAUGAGCUAUAUAUAUGCUGCUUCUAAGCAAAUUAGUUCAGCAAUUUCACCGGACCAGAACUCACGUGUGUUCAAGGAAGUGGCUAUCAUAAGACAUCCCCGUAUGGGAGAAUAUGCAUUUGGAUUCAUUACAGCAACCGUCGUUCUCCAGCAGAUCUCAGGUGUCGAGGAGCUCUGUUGCGUUUAUGUGCCAACAAAUCACCUCUACCUUGGAGAUAUAUUUCUAGUCAACUCAAAAGAAAUUAUAAGGCCUGAUAUCUCAGUACGCGAAGGGAUUGAGAUAGUCAUUUCUGGGGGAAUGUCUAUACCCCAUAUGAUGUCCAUAACAGAUACACUGAUGAUACAUAGGCCGAGAAUUCGAAAAUAUGAAAUUCCUCAAGUCUAGCAGUGCCCCCACGUACAGCGCCGAGAUGCUCGUAAAGUUGCCCGAGGAAAAUAAAUUGGACUUGAAUCCUAUUCAGUCUCACUGGAAGAUCAAGCCUUCAGUUCAAAGCUGCUAAACACAUAUAAUAAUUUCAGGGGAUAGAGCCCUGGCAUGCUAGAAUUCCAAGAAAAAUGAGUUGUUAUAUGUUGAUGUUAGAGGAUGAGAUCUUGACUCUCUUUUCUCUCGCUACCUUCUGCUAUGAAUUAAUAUGGUUUGAAUC
This is a messenger RNA of Daucus carota subsp. sativus, 1114 nucleotides long. Its product is annotated as protein LIKE COV 3. The transcript has 6 exons. Lineage: Eukaryota; Viridiplantae; Streptophyta; Magnoliopsida; Apiales; Apiaceae. The record is from RefSeq and is a predicted model, not a curated record. Gene Ontology annotation, cellular component: Golgi apparatus. Bases 34 to 855 code for a protein of 273 amino acids.